Molecule: messenger RNA, 1365 nt
Organism: Drosophila teissieri
Lineage: Eukaryota; Metazoa; Arthropoda; Insecta; Diptera; Drosophilidae
Gene: fd59A
Product: fork head domain-containing protein FD3
Exons: 2
Coding region: 1-1365 (454 amino acids)
Biological process (GO): cell differentiation; regulation of transcription by RNA polymerase II; anatomical structure morphogenesis
Molecular function (GO): RNA polymerase II cis-regulatory region sequence-specific DNA binding; DNA-binding transcription factor activity, RNA polymerase II-specific
Source: RefSeq, a predicted model, not a curated record
AUGCACACCAGCACGGAUCCCAUGCACACUCUGCACGACAGCGUCUCCCUCUCGCCGCCGCUCAUCAAAAGCUCACGAGGCGGCUCCUCCGGCGGCAACGGCAUCGGAUGCAGUGCGUCCUCGCGCGCCGCCGCCGCAGAUGCCAUGUCCAUGGGCUGCGACGACAGCGACAUCGAGCCGUCGUCCAUGGGCGGCAGUGGUGCCGCCGGCGGCAACGGCGACGGUUCGGGAUCCUCGGGCGGGCCACUGGUGAAGCCACCUUACUCCUACAUAGCCCUAAUCACCAUGGCCAUUCUCCAGUCGCCGCACAAGAAGCUCACGCUCAGCGGGAUCUGUGAUUUCAUCAUGUCGCGCUUUCCAUACUACAAGGACAAAUUCCCCGCCUGGCAGAACUCCAUCCGGCACAAUCUCAGCCUGAACGACUGCUUCAUAAAGGUGCCACGCGAGCCGGGAAAUCCCGGAAAGGGCAACUUCUGGACGCUGGACCCGCUGGCGGAGGACAUGUUCGACAACGGCAGUUUCCUGCGCCGCCGGAAGCGCUACAAGCGGGCGCCCACCAUGCAGCGCUUCUCGUUUCCGGCGGUCUUUGGCACGCUGUCUCCGUUCUGGAUCCGCAAGCCCGUGCCCCUCGUGCCGGUGCACUUCAAUGUGCCCAACUUCAAUGGGAGCAGGGACUUCGAUGUGGUCCACAAUCCGGCGGAUGUCUUUGACUCAGCACUGCGGGCGGACAAGAAGUUCAACUUCUUCGCGAAUGCCGAGGCAUCCUUCUACCAGGGAAGUCAGUCGGGCGACAAGUUCGACCGACUGCCCUUCAUGAAUCGCGGUCGCGGGGUGGAUGCCCUGGACGCACUACCGCACAGCAGCGGCUCCGCAGGAGCAGGCGGUGGAUCCGAGGGCAGCCGUGGCUCCAAGUACAAAAGCCCCUACGCCUUCGAUGUGGCGACGGUGGCCAGUGCUGCGGGUAUGCCCGGCCACAGGGAUUACGCCGAACGACUGUCCGCCGGCGGUGGUUACAUGGAUCUCAAUGUGUACAACGACGACGCGGACACAGAGGCCGAUGCGGAAGCCGAGGGCGAUGACGACUCCUGCGAGGACAAGAUCGACGUAGAGAGCGGCAAUGAGCAGGAGGACUCACACAUCUCCGAUUCGGUGGACAGCGCCUGUACAAAUCGCCUGGAUGCGCCGCCGGAUGCGCUGAUCUUUGAGAAUGCCGCGGAGUCCGACUCCAGUCCACGGAGACGCUUCGAUAGCGAGCCCCUGGUGCUGCGGACCAGCAAACAGAGCAGCGCCAAGGACUUCCGCAUCGAGACGCUGAUUGGCCACCACCUGCAUCGCGGUGCCAGCCAGGAGGAGGCCAGCGACUAG